This is a messenger RNA of Impatiens glandulifera, 2411 nucleotides long. RefSeq names its product probable protein phosphatase 2C 4. Gene Ontology annotation, biological process: protein dephosphorylation. The coding region runs from base 375 to 2126 and encodes 583 amino acids. Gene Ontology annotation, molecular function: protein serine/threonine phosphatase activity. NCBI's taxonomy places the organism in Eukaryota, Viridiplantae, Streptophyta, Magnoliopsida, Ericales, Balsaminaceae. The transcript is spliced from 4 exons. The record is from RefSeq and is a predicted model, not a curated record.
UUCACCCUUAUAUAUUCUAAUCUUUGACUUAUAUAUUUAUAAAUUUAAUUUUAAAAAAGAAAGUCUAAUUCCCAUUUGAAAAUUAAAUACGAAUAAAAACGCGAAUUUCACACGGAAAUUACACCAAAUUGGAACAUUUUUUUAUCAUAAAGUCAAACCACCCAAUAGUCCCCUUUCUCUCUCAUCUAAGAAUCAAUAAAAGAAACAGCACACAAUCCAUUAACAUCUAAAAGUCAACCCCUUCUCUCUCACAUACACAAAACACACACAUUCAUUCAUUUCUGCAGUUCUUGAUCUUCUUCUUAAAUGAUCAAUUCAGUCUAAAGCUCUCACCUUUCAAUUUCUCAAGUUUCAAAUUCCUUUUGUAAACUGAAAUGGGUAAUAAAAUUGGGAGACUAAAAGUCUGUUUCACCUGCGACGUCGGCGAAAUCUCUCUCCGGCGACACGAUAUCUCCAUCUCCGACGAGGGUUUCGGUCAUUCCUUCUGCUACUUCCCGCCGGAAUCAUCAUCCGAUGAUAUCUCAUCUUUUCAAGAUAUUUCACUUGCAAAAGCUAAUACCUUUAAAUCAAUCUCCGGCGCUUCCUUGAGUGCAAACGUGUAUACUCCUCUUUCAACGGCGCCGGUAAAUCUAAGCUCAGAAAGUUCUUGUUCUUCAUCUGAUAAAGCUUCUUCUUUUGAAAGUUCAGAUUCAUUUGCUUCUAUUCCUUUACAACCUAUACCUCGUACAUCUGUUUCAUCAUUCUAUUCCGGUCCGAUUUCAGCUGAUUCCGGGACUGUUUCUGUUAUGGGUUUGGUUGAAAGAGGGUUCCUUUCUGGUCCAAUUGAAAGAAGUUUUUUCUCGGAUCCGUUUGAUAGAAUUGAUUCUCAGUUUGAUCAAUCUAAUGGAUUCAAACCCAUAUCGAAGAAACGAGCGUUUGUUCGAAAUUUGAAGAAAGUGAUAGCAAAUUCAAUCAUUGUUCCGAUUCGGGCUGUAAAAGAAUCAGAUUGGACAAAUAGGUCAAGCAAAAACAACCCAAUUGAUAACUUCAAUUUGAACUUCAGCAGGCAAGAAAGUUUUAUCGAUGAAUCUUUUCAGAAUCAGAAAGUUCAAUGGGCGCAAGGGAAGGCAGGGGAGGAUCGUGUUCAUGUUGUGAUAUCCGAUGAACAUGAAUGGGUUUUUGUUGGAAUCUAUGAUGGAUUUAAUGGUCCAGACGCAACUGAUUUUCUUUUGGGUAAUCUCUAUUCAAAUGUUCAAGAAGAACUCAAAGGAUUACUUUUAUUGAAUGAAAGAUCAUCAGAGCUUGAUCGGAAUCAUUCUAAGAUCUUGGCAGCACUUGGUAAUGCAUUAAGGAAAACAGAGGAAUCUUAUUUGCAAAUCUCUGAUAUGAUGUUGGUCGAGAAUCCAGAGCUGUCUUUAAUGGGUUCUUGUGUUCUUGCAAUGAUAAUGAAAGGUGAAGAUGUUUACUUGAUGAAUGUUGGCGAUAGCAGAGCUGUUCUUGCUAGAAGAAUCGAACCGGAAGUUAAACCGCGAAAGGAUCUAGGACGAAUCAAAGAAGAAACCUCGUAUGAUUUUGAUUUCGAUGAAUCUAACAGUUCAUUUGAUCUGUCUGCUCUUCAGCUCACAGUUGAUCACAGCACAUCCAUGGAAGAAGAAGUGAAGAGGAUCAAGAAAGAACAUCCAGAGGAUCCUUAUGCUAUAUCAAAUGGAAGAGUAAAAGCGUCGCUAAAAGUUACAAGAGCUUUUGGAGCUGGAUUUCUCAAGAAGCCAAAAUGGAACAAUUCGUUACUAAAGAUGUUUAGAAUAGACUACAUUGGCAACUCUCCUUACAUAAACUGUUUACCAUCGCUAUAUCAUCAUAAACUCGGACCAAAAGACAGAUUUCUUGUAUUAUCCUCGGAUGGACUUUACCAAUACUUCACAAAUGAGGAAGCAAUUGUAGAAAUCGAGAGAUUUCUUUCCUCCUUCCCCGAAGGAGAUCCCGCACAACACUUAAUCGAAGAGAUCCUCUUCCGAGCAGCAAAGAAAGCAGGUAUGGAUUUUCAUGAAUUGCUCGAUAUUCCACAAGGGGAUAGGCGGAGAUAUCACGACGACGUGUCAAUCAUUAUAAUUUCUUUCGAAGGAAGGAUAUGGCGUUCCAACAUGUAAAUUAAAUUGUAAAACUAUAAAAAUGUUAGAUAACCCUAGCAAAUUUAAAUUAGAAUAUAUAUAUAUAUAUAUACAUUAAUUAAUUAAUUAAGAGCUUAUAUAAAUUGAUAAUUAACCCUAGCAAAUUUUGAUGUUUUGUGCAAAGGGUUUGGUUUUUUAUUUGUAAAAAAUUUGUUCUUUUCCCUUAAAGAAAGGAAGAAGACUGUCCCAUAUUUGUUCAUGUUUUUGUUUAUAAUAUCCAAAUAUAUAUAUAAAUAUUUAUUUUGACCAAUUGGUUGGUCUCUA